AUGGCGCUCAAAAGACGCCCCCGAUACGAAGACACCGGAGCAAGAAAAUGUAGAAAAAUGUUACAUGCCAAGGUGGAACACGAAUAUGCGAAGCUACGGACCAUCUCACGCUUACGCGACAGUGCAGACAGGGAAAAAUUUAGUUUGGAUAAACGAGGAGACGUGAUGGGAGUAGAAGCACCUCAAAAUCAAGAAAAGUUUCAUGAAGGAUCACCAGCUGCAGAUGUGCGUGACGAAGUGCUACGAACGAUGCGAUGCGGCGCUGAGCGACCACCACCGACGGUGGGAGUGGCUGUGAAACAGCAGGGAGAGCAUGUGUAUCGGCGAGAAAAGUUGGAAUUCGCACGCUCGCCGUCUCCCAUUUGUUUUUUGUUUGCGUGGGAACGCGGCUCGUUCAUUGUCGUCAGAAACGAGCGUGGGAACCGGUCAGACGCGGCGACGACGGCUGCAGCAGAGCGUGCGCUGCCGUCAACGGCGGCGCCGCUGAGCGACGAGCAACGGGGUCGUCCCCGUCGUCGUCGGUGCCGAUUGCUGUGA
Messenger RNA from Cylicocyclus nassatus, 537 nucleotides. The record is from the annotation of a GenBank genome assembly. NCBI's taxonomy places the organism in Eukaryota, Metazoa, Nematoda, Chromadorea, Rhabditida, Strongylidae.